Colletotrichum phormii is the source of this 717-nucleotide messenger RNA. Its product is annotated as essential protein Yae1. The coding region runs from base 1 to 717 and encodes 238 amino acids. The transcript has a single exon. The record is from RefSeq and is a predicted model, not a curated record. NCBI's taxonomy places the organism in Eukaryota, Fungi, Ascomycota, Sordariomycetes, Glomerellales, Glomerellaceae.
AUGCAUCUUCAGCCCAUCGACAACACUGAAAUCGAGCCAUUCACCAGCGCCAUGGACGACCCACGCAUCACCAUCCUGCAAGAGGCGGAGGCGCAAGAGACCUUUGACGACGUCUGGGGCUCGGAGCCAGGCUCGCCAAGCGACAGCCACAACUUUGCCCGAGACGCGAGCGCGCCCAUGGGAACGCACCCGGGCGACAUGCCGCGCCUGCAGGCCGAGCACACCAACGCCGGCUACCGCGAGGGCAUCUCCGCCGCCAAAGCCCACAGCAUCCAGGCGGGCUUCGACGAGGGCUUCAGCCUCGGCGCCGAGGUCGGUUCCGUCGCGGGCCAGAUUGUCGGCCUUUUCGAGGGCAUCGCCGCCGCACUGGACGGCCACGACGAGGAUUCCGCCGCAAAAAAGGCCCGCAAGACGCUGGACGACGCCAAGGCGGAGCUGAAGCUUGACUCCGUCUUUGGACCCGCGUAUUGGAACACCGACGGGACCUGGAAGUUUGACGUCGAGGGCACCAAUGGUGGUGACGAGAUCCUCUUCGCCGACGUGGCUCGUGCCCACCCCCUCAUUCGCAAAUGGCAAAAGGUGGCCGACGCCGAGAUUGAGCAAUGGGGCAUCGUCCUCGAGGCCAUUGGCGAUGCGCAGGAGCACGAGAGGCAGCCGAGCCCGGAGCGGGCGCCGAGCUCCGCGGUGCCGCAGACCAAGAAACCUCUCGACUGGUGA